Messenger RNA from Penicillium pulvis, 3729 nucleotides. RefSeq names its product GAF domain-containing hybrid sensor histidine kinase/response regulator. The coding region runs from base 1 to 3729 and encodes 1242 amino acids. NCBI's taxonomy places the organism in Eukaryota, Fungi, Ascomycota, Eurotiomycetes, Eurotiales, Aspergillaceae. Gene Ontology annotation, biological process: phosphorelay signal transduction system; phosphorylation. The transcript is spliced from 3 exons. Gene Ontology annotation, molecular function: phosphorelay sensor kinase activity. The record is from RefSeq and is a predicted model, not a curated record.
AUGGAUGAUUUAACAGAGCAGACUAUUUGUGACCAUGAAGCAGACCGUCAAACUCGCGAAGUCUAUCGGUACUUCCAGCCAGCAAACCCCGCAGCGUUAAAUGCGACAUGGCCUCCUGAAGAAGAUUUGACCACUACAAUUGGCCCAUCUGAGGCUUCACUUUCUGUUGAUUCUAUUUUGGAUGACGAGCUCUCGGAGACGUUCUCCGUCGAGGCCAGUCGUUUGUACAGCCCGAAUACGACUUUGACUUCAUUUGCACAGCUAGCAGCUCUGCGCCUGAAUGCACAACGUGCUUUCAUAACAAUCUUGGACCGCGACUCUCAGUACAUUUUAGCGGAGGCUACGAAAACGACCAACGUGGGAAGCUCGACAUUAUUCGGUAAAAAAGGUGAUAACCUCUUUGCCGGAACGUCCACUUUAUUAAAUACUUGGAAUAUCUGUCAUGAAACGGUCAACAUCCAAUCAGACGAACAACAAGCCGGAACAUAUCCUUUUCUUAUCGUGAAUGACCUUAAAAAGGAUGAGCGCUUCCGACAUCUGCCCUUCGUACAAAGUGAGCCACACUCCCGUUUUUAUGCCGGAACGCCCUUAACGAGCGACAGCAACAUCAAUCUGGGAUGCUUGUUUAUAUUGGAUAGCGAACCCCGGCAAGGUUUAAAUGAUAUUGAGAAGGAUAUACUUGGCACAGUGGCAGCGAUGGUUAUGGACUAUUUACAGGUCAGUCGCCAGGCUGUUGAAGGACGCCGUGCCUCGCGGUUAUCUCGGGGUCUCCGUCUUUUCGUGGAUGGUAAAUCCAGCUUCGCCGAUAAUGUUCCAUCUACUCGCUCGCCCAGUUUAAACAGCAGCCCGCUUUCGUUUAAAUCGCCUUAUCGCAGGGCGAGUCGAUCUGCAAAUUCUCAAACUUGCGGUUCCAAUUUGCGAAGGGCACAGUCCGAGAACAAUGAUACGCCAGUUCGAGAUGAAAACGCACGACCUCUGAGUCCAGAUUCAAUCGAAGACAUAGGGGUUGGGAUGUCAGCUAGCCCUGCACCGUCAUCCCAAAGCUCGAAACAGAGCGAUAACGGCUCGAUGGUCUCGAGUAACACUGAUUGGCUAUUUCAACGAGCUGCUAAUCUCCUGCGGCAAAGCCUGGACCUGGACGGUGCUGGAGGUGUGAUACUUUUGGAUAACGGCGAUUGCUCGUCAGACCUCGGCUCCCGUAGCCCUUCGUCUUCCGUUGAUAGCAAGUCUUCUGGCUCUGUUCUUGCGCUUUCCACCAGAGAGGAUCCAUUCUCAUACCGGACGCCCUCUGAGAUAUCACUUCCUGCUGCCAAACUCGACAAUGCGUUUCUAAAUAAACUAUCCCGUCGCUAUCCUAAAGGUAGGCUCUGGUCAUUCCAUCGUGAUGGGAGUUUGUCUACCUCGGAUGAAGAGCAAUCGGUCGGCGCCUCUCGGAAAUAUAAUCAAUCAUCCAGGGCCUCGGAAGCCGACAAACUGAAAGGCUACUUCCCUGACGCCAACCAGGUCAUGUUUGUUCCAUUAUGGAAUGCCAACAAUCCACAAUGGUUUGCAGGGUGUUUCUCUUGGACUCCCCAGUCGACACGAGUCUUCAGCCGGGCAGUCGAUCUGACCUCAAUGUUUGGCUUCGCCUCUUCUAUUAUGACUGAAUACGGCCGUGUUGAAUCAGUUGUUUCAGACCGCCAAAAAGGGGACUUCAUAAGCACUAUAUCUCAUGAACUGCGCAGCCCAUUACAUGGCGUCUUAGCAGCUGCCGAGUUCUUGGGCGGGACUCAUUUAGACGAGUUUCAGGAGUCUCUUCUCGAGACGGUAAAUGCAUGCGGCCGGACUCUCUUGGAUACAAUGAACCAAGUCUUGGAUUUCAGCAAAAUACUGUCCUUGGAGAGACAGAAGAACAGGUCGAAGCGCAAGAAAGAUCCAUGGAGACCAAAACCCCCAGACGAAAUUCCAGCGCGGAUGGAUCUCCAUGUGUCGACAAACGUUGCCAUAUUAGCAGAGGAAGUGGUGGAGAGCGUGUGCUUGGGGCACCCCCAUCUCCGAAAGUCAGCUACGCCAAUCAACGAUCUCAUCGGGCAGUCACCAGAUUCUUCAUUCGGGUCAACUACAGAGACCAAUCAAGUUGGCUCCAAUCCAGGUGUGGAGGUUGUUGUCGAUAUUAGUGAUAAUGACUGGCUUUACAGUGUUCAGCCCGGCUCGCUGAGGCGCCUGAUCAUGAACCUUCUUGGAAAUUCCCUGAAAUAUACCGAAAAGGGCCGGGUCUCUGUCUCAAUCGAAGCAACGGAGAAUUCAAAGGGCCGUACUCGACGUCAGGGUCUUGAGGACAUCGUUACCUUGACUGUUUCAGACACGGGUAAGGGUAUCUCAAAUGAGUUCCUUCAGACACGUCUAUAUACCCCAUUCGCACAGGAGGACACACUUUCGGUAGGUACUGGGCUUGGUUUAUCAAUCGUUCGCGGCAUUGUGAGAACACUCAAUGGAAACAUCAGAAUCAAAAGCCGAGUAGGCGAAGGCACUACUGUCAAGGUGACAUUUCCCCUCGAGCGUCCAGUGGGAGAGAGAAGUCUUUCAUCGACACCUCGCGUCAAGAGCUUGGAACAGGAAAAACUUCCAGUGCUCUCGCAAGUGCUUCAAAUAAAAUUUCCUGGAAAGCGUGCCGCGAUAUGGGGGAUAGAUCCUUCUCGCCUUGGCGAGCAUCACUUCUGGUCUUCAGUUACUCAGUACAUCACUGACUGGUAUGGGCUGAAGCUGGUGCCUUGGUCCGCUAAUGAACACAUUGAUGUUUUGCUUGUGAACGAAAGUGACUUGUGUGAUGAAGGAUUCCCGCGUUUGCACACCGCAUUGCCAAGCCUCCUUGUUUUUCGCAACGACAUAGACUGCUCGAGAGACGCUAGGAAGCAAUGGUCGCAUAUUGCUGAUUCCGUGGAGAUUGUUCGUCGACCUUGUGGUCCGCAGAAGCUUGCCAGGGGUAUCUUGAACUGCCUUGAGCUAAAGCCGGCAUCUCCUGCGCCGUGCCUAGAUCCUUCCAAGACACCAUCCGUUAUUCCGGACCGGUCCAAGCACUCAGGCCCGAAUCCAUCAACUGAAGAUCUCCAGUCGCCAUCAUUUGAAAGUCUAGGAUCACCCCUUGUCGGAUCGUCCCAUCCUAUGCUAGGUUCCGGCGACCAGGCCAUGUAUCCUGUGAAGCGUAAUCUUUCUAGCCAGACUUCAGAUACAGAAGGCACUUCUCCCCUCACAUUUGGAAGCUCAUCUUCUAGCCCUGCCGCACCUUCCUCCACAUCCUCUACUUCCUCGCCCAUUGGCUCGGCUCUUAUCGACUCCUCAUCUGAAAUCAAAAGCAAACCUCGAAUAUUGCUGGUCGAUGACAAUGACAUUAACCUUCGGCUUAUAAGGACUUUUAUGAAGAAACGGAACGUCACAGCUGUAGAUACAGCGCAGAAUGGCAGGGAAGCUGUCAACUUGGUUGCAAAGACGCUACUGGGGUACGACUUCAUUUUCAUGGACAUGUCUAUGCCCGUCAUGAACGGGUUUGAAGCAACUCGUGCUAUACGUGCGAUUGAAAGAGAGCGGGAGGGCUGCAUUGCGGCCAAGGUUGUCGCAUUAACUGGACUUAGUAGCUUGCGUGACGAGGUACAAGCAGUGGAGUCAGGAGUGGACGUCUUCCUAACGAAACCUGUUUCGUUCAAGAAGAUAUCGCGGCUCCUCGAAGAUUGGGAAAUUGGACUGUCAAAAUAA